CCGGGUCCCUGUCGGUGUGAGGCAGCGGCGCUAACCACUGAGCCACCGUGCCGGCGGUGAUUGGCGGAGCUCCCAGGAGGGGGUGUGAUGACUACAGUCUGAGCCACCCGCUUGCCCCUCUCUGUGAUGAUCCGGUUCCUGUGACGCUCCCAGCUGGGAGUAGGUGACGCCGGGCUCCGCGGUGAUGCCGAGCCGGUCCGGAGGGCCCCCCCUGGCCGCGGGGAAGAAGCAGGUUCGGUUUUCCCGGCCUCUGCAGCGCCUGCCGGAGGAGGAGGAGGAAGAUGAGGACGAGGACGAGGAGACGCUGUUCGAGAACCGGCGGCGGUUGCGGGAGGAGGUCGGGCCCGGGCCCGGGGUGACGGUGAUUCAGGCCCGGGGAAGGGCUUCAGGGCGGGCAGGCCGCUGUGUCGACACCUUCCUGCUGUGCGGGGCCUUCCUGGGACUGGGGAUGAGCAUUGCUAUUUUGGGACCUACGUUUAAGGAGCUGGCAACUAAUGUCAACAAAAAUUUAAGCGAAAUCUCUUACAUCUUUGUGGGCCGAUCAUUGGGCUAUGUGGGGGGUUCACUGAUUGGUGGGAUACUGUUUGACUACGCAAAUCCCUACUUGUUAAUUGGAAUUUCGAUGCUAAUGACUUCACUGGGAAUGUAUACUAUUCCGUGGUGUUCAAAGGCUGUCAUAUUGACGGGAUUGAUGUCCCUCGUUGGAAUUUCAAUGGGCUUCCUGGAUACAGGUGGAAAUUUGCUCAUUUUGCUUAUGUGGGGCACAAAAGUCGGACCCUAUAUGCAGGCGCUGCACUUCAGUUUUGCUUUAGGUGCAUUUGUGGCUCCAAUCCUAGCAAAACCACUAUUGGGCACCUUACAAAAGAUCACUGACAAUAGUGGGAAUGGCAUCUUGAACAAUACCAAGAUUAGCUCUCACAGUAACUUGGUGGAUUUUAUGGAUGUACUGAAAACAACUGUUUCAGCCUUCACUCCUUUUACCUGGGCAUAUAUUGUUAUUGGAAGCUUUGUGCUUUUAAUUUCUGUAUUGUUCUUCAUUAUUUAUUUAAGGAGCAGUCCAAAUCGAAGCAGGGCUGCUGUUUCCUCCCAGGACCCUCCAUUUGCAAGAUACCACAAUGUUAUUUUGUUCCUCCUGUUCUUCUUCUUCUUCUGGUAUGUGGGAGCUGAGGUGGCAUAUGGGUCAUACAUCUUUACGUAUGCAAAAGACUUUGUUCACUUUGAUGACAACCAGGCCGCAGGCUUAAACUCAUUGUUCUGGGGGACAUUUGCCACAGGACGGGGACUCGCAAUAUUUUUAGCCACGUGCCUUUACCCUGGAACGAUGAUCCUGCUGAGUCUAAUAGGCUGCACCAUCUCAUCCAUAAUUCUGACACUCCAUAACACGAACCUAAUUUCUCUGUGGGUGGGCACUGGUCUUUAUGGAGCCUCAAUGGCCGCCACCUUUCCCAGCGGUGUAUCCUGGAUCAAGCAAUACACAAACACUACUGGGAAGUCAGCAGCUUUGUUUGUUUUCGGAGCAGCACUGGGUGAAAUGGUGGUUCCAGCUUUGGUUGGAUUCCUUCAAGGCCUUGACACCAUCAAGCAGUAUCCUAUAUUGAUGCUGACUGCUCUGGGGACCUCCGCAAUGACAGCCAUCUUGUUCCCUGUGAUGUACAAACUAGCUUCAUCUCCAAGCAGUAUCCAACCAGAGAAUGAUGACCAGAAAGCUCUGUUAGGGUCAGGGCUUGAUGAAGAUGAAAACAAUGAUGACCCUCUGGAAGACUGGAACGAUGCAGAUUUUGAAGUGAUUGAAAUGAGUGAUGUAAAGAAUGACACAGAACGGAUUCCAAUGAGAGCUGCUUCAGUGAAGAGCAUGGACCUUGUCUCUCCAGAACACAGCUCUUUCCCUUCACUUUCUACCCAGAGGUAUCUAGGUGGCUCUCCGAAAAAGAAACUAUUUAACUUGGAGAGAGAAAAGAAUGACUGAAUACUACAAACCAAGCAGAUAUGUUUACAAAUCUGUCAGCGGAAGACAAGUUAAAGGACAAAUUAAAGAUGACCCUAUACUUGAAUUACAUUUAAACACUUGCUCCUUGUCUGUCUGUUUUUGAAACAAAAUCUUUGAAAAUGUGAAUAUACAUCAGCAGGCUGCUUGUAAUUAUAUGAUUAUCAUUAGGAUAUAUUAGAGUAAAUUAUAUGUUGAUUUUGAUGUCUGAGAAGGGUUUUAAAAAUUUGCUUGACAAUUUGUAUCUCUUGUAGAGGGACUGGUAAUUUUUGUAAAUCCUGCAGCUGAAAUCUGACUUAAAUCAGCAAACCAAUCUGGAGAACUAGUUCUGAUUGUGGCCCGUCUUGUUUCUCUAUUUAAUUAUUUGUCACGUUUUAACCAUAAUCUCCACUGGUAUACAAAACUUUAUAAUCACUGAAUUGCAGAACCGUUCCUAGUAACAGCGUUGUGUGCCCUCACUACUGCAGCAUUGAGCCCUUAAAAUCUCCAGUUGCAUUAUUGUACAUUUUAGAGUUAAGAAUAGUUGAAUGUAAAGUGUGUAAUUUUGUGCAAUUUUAUUCACUUGUGGAAACAACUGGCCUAUUUGAAAAACAAAAACAAAACAGUACAAAGAAAAAGAGCAGUAAGAAAGGACAUGAUUGAAUGGAUAUUUUCUGUACUGCAUAAAUUCCAACAUUCUUCGACAAUUAUCACUUUCACCAAUUUUUGGAACAAAUAAUUUGCCAGCUUAUGUCAGUUUGAAACACAAGUCAUAGAGCUGUACAGCACAAAAAUAGACCCUUUGGUCUAACUUGUCCAGGCCGACCAUCUAGAACAAUGUUCCAAGAUGAAGCCACUUCGUACAGUCUCGACCAGCAUUUGCCCGAUAUCCCUCUAAACCCUUCCGAUUCAUGUACUUAUGCAGAUGCCUUUUAAAUGUUGUAAUUGUAUCAGGCUGCACCACUUUCUCUGGCCGUUUAUGCCAUACAUGCACUACCCUCUGUGUGGAAAAAGUUGCCCCUCAGCUCCCUUUUAAAUCCUUCCCCUGUCUCCUUAAACCUAUUCCCUAGUUGUGGACUCCCCUACUCUGGGAAAAGGACCUUGCCAAUUUACCUUAUCCAUGCCCCUCAUUAUUUUAUAAACCUCGAAAGGUCGCCUCUCAGUCUCCAACACUGCAGGGAAAAUAGCCUCAGCCAGGCAACUUUUUCACGCAAAGGGUGGUGUAUGUCUGGAAGUGGAGGAGGCUGGCACAGUUACAACAUUUAAAAGGCACCUGCAUGGGUACAUGAAUAGGAAGGUUUUGCCAAAUGCCAGUAAAUAGGAUUGACUAGAUUAAUUUAGGAUGUCUGGUCAGCAUGGAUGAGUUGGACCGAAGCAUCUGUUUCUGUGCUGUACAGCUUGAUGAUUCUAUAGGGGGGUUGUGUUUCACAUUUUUUUUUACGAUUAUGAAGUGCGUUAAACUUUCAGAAAAUUGAGGGUCAGGUUCAUAAUUUUGCACCCUCCAACAGAUAACUGUGGAGGGAACUAUGACUGGCUAAAUUGUCAGAUUUAUUAACUUGUUCACACUGAAGGUAGAAGUAUUCUGCAGUGCAUUUUUAUGAUAUCUCUUCUCCCCAUCCAUGGUAAAGUGCCCAUUGUGACCAGGGAUGUGCAGGCUAGGUAGACCUAGCCAUGGGAAAUGCAGAGUUACAGGAAUAGGGCAGGGCAGUGAGUGGGGCUAGAUGCUCUCGGAGGGUCAUUGUGGGCUCUAUGCUCUACAGAAUUCUAUUCUAUGAUCUGUUCAGCCUGUCCCUGUAGCUCAAACCUUCCUACCAUGGAAACAGCCUUGGUAAAUCUUCUUUGAACUCUUUCAGAUUUAAUGACAUCUUUCCUAUAUCAGAGAGACCAGAAUUGAAUGCAGUACUCCAAAAGUAGCCUAAACAGCGUCCGAUACUUCAACAACAUGAUCACCCAACUCCUGUGCUCAAUGCACUGACCAAUAAAGGUAGAUUAGAUUAGAUUCCCUACAGUGUGGAAACAGGCCGUUCAGCCCAACAAGUCCACACCGCCCCUUGAAAAAUCCUACCCAUGCCUAUACCCCACACACCCCUGAACACUACAGGCAAUUUAGCAUGGCCAAUCCACCUAACCUGCACAUUUUUAGACUGUGGGAGGAAACCCACGUAGACACAAGGAGAAUGUGCAAACUCCACACAGACAGGUGCCCGAGGCUGGAAUCGAACCCGGGUCCCUGGCCGUGUGAGGCUGCAGUGCUAGCCACCGUGCCACCCCCUGAGCCACUGUGCCAUCCCAAGCAGCUACAAAAAAAAAGCAUACCAAACCAAAUGCCUUCAUUAUCCUGUCUACCUCCAGCUCUACAUCCAAGGAACUGUUUAUCUGCACCCCAUGGUCUGAUUGUUCAUCAACAUACCCUAGGACCUUACCAUUAAGUGUACAAGUUGUGGCCUGAUUUGCCUUUCCAAAAUGUAGUAGUGAUAAAUCUAUUAAUUUUGCCAAUUAUUGAAAGCCUGACACAAUAUGUGUUAUACAUGAACAAUCGAAGGCUUUAGUGUUGCAGAGAAAACAUGAGUUGCUUCUGGAAGCAAAAGCAGUCUGAUUCAUGCCUAAAAUAGGUUGUUUUUGCUUGUGGGGUUUGUCCCUACAUGAAAACUGUGCACAUGGGGAAAAUCGGAACCGGUUGGCAUGUUAUCAAUUCUCAGCAGUUUUGUUCAGGCAAUAUGAAAUACAGUAAUGGAUUUCCCUCUAUGCAGCUCAAUUGCCUGAUGAAAAAUACAUUAGUAAUGCAGUAGAGUGUGGAUUAAAAUUCAAAAGUCAGUUGUCAUUAUGACAAAUGAAUUAAUCACUACUUCUUCUGUUCAAUGAUAUCACAAUUUCCAGAUACAUUGGAAAAAUUGAGAAGUUCUUUUUUUGCAGUGUUUGGAAAGUUGUUAUUCAGUACAUGUUGUGAACUGACCGUGAGUUUGUGACACUGGAUUGUUCACAAUAUUGUGAAGUCACAGAGAGAACUGGAUUUUUCAAAUUACAUGUUGGUGGAAUUCAGUAACUGGUAUAUAAAACAUGAACCUGAUUUAAUGAUAAUUAUGUACUUUAUAAAAGAAAUUGAAUCCUAUGUUUAUGCCUCCUUGUCAAAUGAAUAAUGCUAUUUUAUACUUUAAAAUGAGUGCAAAAUGUGAUUUCUGUACACACAGCCUAUUGUUUUUGAAUUUCUUUAUAGUCAGUGUUAAUAUUGGCUAACAUGGUGAAUUCUAAUUACUUAAGGGAACUGCAGAUGCUGGAGAAUCCGAGAUAACAAAGUGUGGGGCUGGAUGAACACAGCCAGCCAAGC
Messenger RNA from Stegostoma tigrinum, 5288 nucleotides. It is a transcript of the gene slc60a2b, whose product is annotated as major facilitator superfamily domain containing 4B. The record is from RefSeq and is a predicted model, not a curated record. Bases 185 to 1966 code for a protein of 593 amino acids. Lineage: Eukaryota; Metazoa; Chordata; Chondrichthyes; Orectolobiformes; Stegostomatidae. Gene Ontology annotation, biological process: transmembrane transport. The transcript is spliced from 4 exons.